AUCGCCGUGCAGGGCCUCAGCCCGCGGCAGCAGGUCACCCUGCGGGCGUCCCUGCGGGACGAGGCGGGCGAGCUCUUCGAGGCCCACGCCCGGUACCAGGCGGCGGAGGACGGGGAGCUGGACGUGGCCCGCUGCCCCGCGCUGCCGGGAGGCAGCUUCAGCGGCCUGGAGCCCAUGGGGCUGCUGUGGGCGCUGCAGCCCCGCAAGGCCUUCUGGCGGCUGGUGAAGAAGGACGUGCAGACCCCUUUCCUGCUGCGGCUGGAGGUGCUGGAGGGCCACGGGGAUGACUCCGGGCGGCUCCUGGCCCAGGCCCAGCACGAGCGGGCGUUCCUGCGCGACGGGGUGCGCAGGGUGCCGGUGCGGGACGGG
This is a messenger RNA of Phasianus colchicus (ring-necked pheasant), 369 nucleotides long. Lineage: Eukaryota; Metazoa; Chordata; Aves; Galliformes; Phasianidae. The record is from RefSeq and is a predicted model, not a curated record.